AUGUGCAGAUUUCUGGUGUACAUCGGGAAGGAGCCGGUCCUGCUGGCGGAUCUGCUCACCCGACCGAGCCACUCUAUCAUCCAACAGAGCUGGGACAGUCGGGAGCGCAUGACCGCCGGUCCGUUGAACGGCGAUGGCUUCGGGGUGGGUUGGUAUGCCGCCUUCGACCCCACCCCCUGCAUCUUCACCUCCAUCAACCCGGCCUGGAACAACCUCAACCUUCGACGGCUUGCAGACAAGGUCAUGUCGAGGCUCAUCUUUGCUCAUGUGCGAGCUGCCAGUUUAGGUCUGCUCAUCAACGAGGCCAACUGCCACCCAUUUUCGUUUGGACCCUUCAUUUGGAUGCACAACGGUCAGAUCGUGGGCUUCACCUCCAUCAAACGAAAACUUGUACAGUACAUCGACGACCAACUCUUCAACCACAUCCAAGGCACGACGGAUUCGGAGUACAGCUUCAUGUUGUUCCUGCAGAUCCUAUUCUACGGUGGUAAGUGCCGCAGCGACGGCAGCCACGCUUCGAGCGUGGUAGACCUCGAACAGAUUCUGAAGGCUGCCGACGACGGUGACACGACGUCCUCCGCCGAGGGCGAAACGGCGAAGCGAUUCACCGCCGACGAGAUGCGGCAGGCGAUGACCAAGACCGUGCGGCUCAUCGCCAAGUGGACCAGCAAGACCUGCACCCGGGCCGAACGCGAGCGAAGCGGCUACUCGCUGCUUAACUACGCCGUGUCCGACGGCUUCACUGCCGUCGUCACCCGCUUUACUGACGAUCCGAUCGGACCGCCGGCGAGUCUGUACUACACCUCGGGCACGCGAUACCAGGCCAAGAAGAAAGGCGAAUACCACCUGGUGCAGGAGAGGCGCCAGGAGUGCUUCAUCAUCGCCAGCGAGCCGCUGAGCGUGAGCGAAGAUGACCGGCGCGACUGGGUGCCGGUGCCCAAGAACCACUGCGUGGUGGUCACGUCGCAGCACAACCUGCUCCUCUACCCCAUCAACCUCGCCGCUCCGGUCAAGGAGCCCAUCGGCCCAUCGAGCGACCACCAACGCCUCAAGCCCCUUAACAACCAGCCAGGUUGCCGAAUGGGUGCAUGA
Messenger RNA from Acanthamoeba castellanii str. Neff, 1092 nucleotides. RefSeq lists its product as uncharacterized. NCBI's taxonomy places the organism in Eukaryota, Discosea, Longamoebia, Acanthamoebidae. The coding region runs from base 1 to 1092 and encodes 363 amino acids. The record is from RefSeq and is a predicted model, not a curated record. The transcript has 6 exons.